This is a messenger RNA of Hevea brasiliensis (rubber tree), 1249 nucleotides long. Its product is annotated as partner of Y14 and mago. Bases 385 to 1128 code for a protein of 247 amino acids. Lineage: Eukaryota; Viridiplantae; Streptophyta; Magnoliopsida; Malpighiales; Euphorbiaceae. The record is from RefSeq and is a predicted model, not a curated record. Gene Ontology annotation, cellular component: exon-exon junction complex; cytoplasm. Gene Ontology annotation, biological process: exon-exon junction complex disassembly. Gene Ontology annotation, molecular function: RNA binding. The transcript has 4 exons.
UCAGUGAGAGAAUGCAAAUGAAUCAGCGCGCCUAAUAAUGAAAAUUCAGGGGAGCGUGGAGGAAUUGUAGCUCAAUUCUGCUGGUAUUGGGUCCAAUCAAACCCUACCAAUUGAUCAAAUAAUCAUUACAAAAGAAAUAUAUUAUUUUUUAUUUUUUAAUCAUAAAUUAGAAAAUGCAAAUAAAUUUUAUUUUCAAUUUAAUUUUUUAUUUAUUUUUAAAAAUUCCUUGCUACGAUUUUAAUUUCUCGAAUUGCGGCAAGCUGUAGCGAAGCAUGAACAGGAGUCACUGAACUCAGAACACAAAAUUACCAAUCAAAUCAGUCUAUUGAUCGAUCGAUCAAUUGCCCAAUUUGAUUUCGUAAUUAAGUAAAUAUUAAUUACUUAAUGGCUAGCAGUAAUCAUGGUGGGCGAGGAAGAGGAGGAGGUGGUGGUGGUGGAGGACGAGAAGAAGAGCAGCUCGAGAAAAUGGCAGAGUUAAGCAAAACCCUAAAAGAAGGAGAGAGAAUUGUAGCCCCAACCCGACGACCCGACGGGACUCUCCGAAAACCCAUCCGGAUUCGCGCUGGUUAUGUACCCCAGGACGAAGUCGCCAUCUACCAAUCUAAAGGCGCCCUGUGGAAAAAGGAGAUGCAAUCUCAGGUAGUACCUCCAGGAUAUGAUCCAGUUGUGGAUGUAAAACCAAAGACAAAAUCAGUAAAGAGGAAUGAACGGAAGAAGGAGAAGAGGUUACAGCAGGCUGCUCUUGAAAAGGGUAAGAACUUGGAAGCAAUGGCAGAUGACGACAUGAAAAAUGAAGAAAUGUUACCUGCUGAAGAAGUAGGUAGCGCAUCAGAUUCUGUCAAGUCAUUGACAUCUCAAAUGAAUGAGCUAGCUGUUUCUGCAAAUCCCGUUUGUAGCACUCCACCUGCAGAAUUGACAGAGGCUUCAGAUCCAAGUGCUCCAUCUCAAGAUAUUGAUAAAAGAAUUCGGGCACUUAAAAAGAAGAUUCGAAUAGCAGAAGGUCAGCAGCAGAAAUCUGCACCAGAGGAUAUGAAGCCAGAGCAGUUGGAGAAGCUGGUAAAAUUGGAAAGCUGGCGCCAGGAGCUAAAGCUUUUAGAGUGUAAAAAGGCUGAACAGGCAGCAUCAUGAAUGGAGGUUUGUUCCAUGGUGAACAAACUGUGUAGUUUUUCAUUUAUUUUUUGAUGAAGCUGUGAACUCUGCUUUGUAGGAUCAAGAUUAUUCUCUCAAAGAUUUUUCCAACUUUUGUUCA